GGGGCGCGCUCGUGAGGACCAAUCCGCUGACCCUGCGGUCCACUGUUCCUGCGGGCCUGGGCCAGGGUACGGGUCCCGCGGAGGCACUGGCUGAGAGCUGCUUUUAGGAGGAAGAUGGAAAGUGGCACAGUGUUGCUGGAAUCCAAAUCUUCACCACUGAACCUUUUGCAUGAGAUGCAUGAGCUCCGCCUUCUGGGCCACCUGUGUGAUGUCACUGUUAGUGUAGAGAAUCAGGGUGUCCGUGAAGACUUCAUGGCCCAUAAAGCAGUGCUGGCAGCCACCAGCAAGUUUUUUAAGGAGGUGUUCCUGAACGAGAAGAGUACAGACGGUACCAGGACUAAUGUUUACUUGAAUGAAGUUCAGGUUGUUGACUUUGCUUCAUUUCUGGAGUUUGUCUAUACCGCCAGAGUGCGGGUAGAAGAAGACCGUGUGCAGCAGAUGCUAGAAGUGGCUGAGAAGCUAAAGUGUUUGGACCUUUCUGAAACAUGCUUGCAGCUAAAGAAGCAGAUGCUGGAGUCUGUCCUUUUGGAAUUGCAGAAUUUCUCUGAGUCUCAGGAGGUGGAGGCCAGCGGUGGCCCCCAGGUGAGUGUGACCCCCAGCUCCAAAGCAAGUGUACCAGGAGAGGAUGCUCACUCCAAUGGCCUUGUAGAUUCCUCCGACUACCCAAUAGAGAGAUUGGGCAAUGGCCUCUCACCAGAAACGCCAUCCAAGAAGUGCAAGGAAAAACUGGACAAGAAGAAAGAUGUGGCUAAGCCUCCCUUCCCUAAAAUCAGAAGAGCGAGUGGGAGACUGGCUGGAAAAAAGGUGUUUGUGGAAAUCCCUAAAAAGAAAUAUACAAGAAGGCUCCGAGAACAGCAGAAAAGUGCUGAGGAAGCUGCAGAGAAUGACAAGUGUCCUCAGGACCAAAGCCCAGAGAAUGAGAGGAUGGAGACCGAGCCAGCUUCCAAAAGCGAGCCUUGCCCUGCUACUGUGGAACUGGAGGAAAGCUCGCAGAAAGUGGAGGGGGAGAAAGAAGAGGAAGGAGGGAAAGAUGGGGAGGAGAAGAAGAAGAGUAACUUCCAGUGCACUGUCUGUGACAAGGCCUUCCUGUACGAGAAGAGUUUUCUGAAACAUAUCAGGUACCACCAUGGUGUGGCCACCGAAGUGGUGUACCGAUGUGACACCUGUGGCCAGACCUUUGCCAACCGCUGCAACCUGAAGAGCCACCAGCGCCACGUACACAGCAGCGAGCGCCACUUCCCGUGCGAAAUGUGUGCAAAGAAGUUCAAGCGCAAGAAGGAUGUGAAACGGCAUGUGCUGCAGGUGCAUGAGGGCGGCGGUGAGCGCCACCGCUGUGGCCAGUGUGGCAAAGGCCUGAGCUCCAAGACUGCUCUGCGGCUCCAUGAGCGCACACACACGGGCGACAAGCCCUACGGCUGUACCAAGUGUGAUGCCAAGUUCUCACAGCCCUCAGCGCUUAAGACCCACCUGAGAGUUCAUACAGGGGAAAGACCUUUUGUCUGUGAUGAAUGUGGUGCAAGAUUCACUCAGAACCACAUGCUGAUUUAUCAUAAAAGGUGCCACACAGGUGAAAGACCUUUUAUGUGUGAGACAUGUGGCAAGAGUUUUGCUUCUAAGGAGUACUUAAAACAUCAUAAUAGAAUCCACACUGGAUCCAAACCCUUUAAAUGUGAAGUGUGUUUGCGGACCUUUGCCCAGCGGAAUUCCCUUUACCAACAUAUUAAAGUCCACACAGGAGAGCGGCCAUAUUGUUGUGACCAGUGUGGGAAGCAGUUCACCCAGGUGAAUGCCCUCCAGCGCCAUCAUCGCAUCCACACAGGAGAGAAGCCGUACAUGUGCAAUGCGUGUGGACGGACUUUUACUGACAAGUCUACCCUCCGGAGGCACACCUCAAUACAUGAUAAGAAUACACCGUGGAAGUCUUUCCUUGUCAUAGUAGAUGGCUCGCCCAAGAAUGAUGAAGGGCAUAAAACAGAACAUCCUGAUGAUGAAUAUGCAUCACCCAAACUUUCAGAUAGAUUACUAUCUUUUGGUGAAAAUAGCCAUUUUAACAACUUAUUGGAAGUCCAAGGCAGUGUGCCUGCUGUGCAGGAGAACAGUUCUACGGACACUGUUUGCAAAGCAGUGGUGUCUCAGGAUACUCUGCUUACCACUUCCAUCAGUGCACUUGGUGAGCUGACUCCACAGACAGUCUCCAUGCCUGCACACCUCCCCUCAUUGACCAAUAUGGAGUGAGAACUUGAAGUUGUGUGCCAACCAGUCUGUGUAAUUACUGUAUUCCAGGUGAUGCCAGGGGCUGAGGAAAAAGUCUGUGCAAAGAUGUAGGCAAGACUGGCCUUGCAGAUUUCCCAAACUCCCAUGACCUUGCACGUCUGUAUCACACUUGAAGCUUUCCCGUUAAUAUUCUGAUCUGCAUGAUCUCAGUUACAUUUCAUCAGCAAACACGGCAGUUAGCAUAGCUUACUUAACCCUGGUGUAGCUGUACUUGUCAAUCACACUAAUGCUUGAUUCUCUUGAUGUCUAAACCACUGCUUGUCUUAAUCACAGAGUACACAGCAUUGACCCAACUUGGGAAAGUGCUGUUCGUGGUCUCCUGGUCUCACCCUGCCUUAUACCUCCAUGUGUGUUUACUUCACUCUGAUCCCUUUAGGGCAUUUUUCUACAAAGUUAAAGUAGAACUGGGGCCAUUUAUUUUCAGCUGUUUCUUCCUGAGAUAAAAGGAAAUAAGAUUUAUUCUGGGGACCCUAGAAUGGGAUUGAAGAAGUAGAUAAUUCCAUUUGUUUCUCUCCAACCCCCUUUUUGUAGGCACAAAAAGAUGAUUGGCAGGUGGAACAUGUUCAGUGUAGUACCUUAGCAUGUGUGCAGGUAAGGAGUCUGUUGUAACGUUCAACCUGGAUGAGCUGUUCAGUUUCAUUCCCUAAAUCAGAUUAAGUCAAAGCUGUCCUACCAAAGAAUCCAGCAGACAGUUGUCUCUCUUCAGAAGUGUGAGAAAUGCAGCCUAGGUGUCAGAGCAUUUAGCUAGGCACAUUUUACAAAUAGCAUGGUGAGUGAGCCUGGCAAAUCUUUAGAGUCCUUUUGCAGGCUUUUUUAUAAUGUCCAGAGUCCCCAAAACACCCAUUUUCACAGUGGAAAAUGACACAAACUAGUAACUGCUACAAACCCACCGCUCUAGGAGCAUGCAAGAAUCUAGAGCAGUGGUUCUCAGUGACCCUUUCACAGGGGUUGCCCUAAACCAUCAGACAGCCCAAGAUAUUUAAUUAUGAUUCAUUACAGUCGCAAAAUUAGUUAUGAAGUAGCAAUGGAAAUAACUGUAUGGUUGGGAGUCAUUACAACAUGAGGAACUAUAUUAAAGGGUCACAGCGUUAGGAAAAGUUGAGACCCCCUGAUGUAGAGGGGACCAGAAACCUUGGCAUGCUCAACUUCUAUGCCUAAUCAAGUGGAUCAUAGAAAACCAGGAAUGUUGUUUCAAAUGUUCCUUUGGCUUUCUCAUGCUGAAUUUAAUAAUUGUUUAACAAUUUCGUAUGAAAAAUGCAUUUUAUGGUACUUACUAUUUCUGAUGCAUGGUUGCUGGGCCUUGGAUAUGUAAACUCUGUGCGACCUGUGACCCUUAAGCAUUUAUUUUAUGAGCGCCUUAAAAGGGGGAAUUCUUAUGCCUUCUGGUUGCUUUUCCUCUGUUUUUAACUUACUAAAAACUUGCUUCGAGAACACUCUGGUUUCUAAGGGAAAGACACCUAAUGUAUGCAGGGUGAAGAUAGGUCACACUAUGAUAGAAACUGAGAGUUGUUACCCAGUGCUCACUUUGUGGUAACAUCCUAAGUAGCUGGUGAAGCCACCAAAAGGAGUUCCAGGUGCUGGUAAUAUUUCCCACUUGCUCUUGAAAGUUCAGGGCUGAAUUAUUUCACAUUCGGUUAUGACCUGGCAAUCUAGUUGUGUUUACAGACAAAAACAGAAGACUAGUGACUGGCACAUGACCAUUUUAUCUGCUAAGAACAAGCCUGCCCAGCUGAUAUACUGUGUUAUGGAAUAAAGUCAUCUUGAUGAGAAGGAAUUUACACAAUAGAUUAUUUUGUUACCUACUGGAAGAACUGUCUUGAAUUUGUUUCUUUAGAAGUUCUAAAUAAAAUUGUUUAAUGUGUUAA
Messenger RNA from Grammomys surdaster, 4139 nucleotides. RefSeq names its product GDNF inducible zinc finger protein 1 (gene Gzf1). Bases 115 to 2235 code for a protein of 706 amino acids. Gene Ontology annotation, biological process: regulation of immune system process; negative regulation of transcription by RNA polymerase II; regulation of cytokine production. The record is from RefSeq and is a predicted model, not a curated record. The transcript is spliced from 6 exons. Gene Ontology annotation, molecular function: protein binding. Lineage: Eukaryota; Metazoa; Chordata; Mammalia; Rodentia; Muridae.